This is a messenger RNA of Galleria mellonella (greater wax moth), 5872 nucleotides long. RefSeq names its product G protein-coupled receptor kinase 1 (gene Gprk1). The transcript is spliced from 16 exons. NCBI's taxonomy places the organism in Eukaryota, Metazoa, Arthropoda, Insecta, Lepidoptera, Pyralidae. Gene Ontology annotation, molecular function: G protein-coupled receptor kinase activity; G protein-coupled receptor binding; ATP binding. The record is from RefSeq and is a predicted model, not a curated record. Gene Ontology annotation, biological process: regulation of signal transduction; protein phosphorylation; G protein-coupled receptor signaling pathway. Bases 381 to 2504 code for a protein of 707 amino acids.
AGUAUCCAUAGUAGUGUGUGUACAUCCGAAGUGACGGGAGGUGGUGUACAGAUUUUUGCUACUUGUAAUGUGAUUUUAUGUAAUUUACAAUUGCAAGUGUCCGUGAUAAUAUUAAUGAAUGAGGAGUGUAAUUAAUUAUUAUUUUAACUAUGUAAUGCAAUGUUCGCCUAUGGUCCUAAAUUGUUUAAAAGUCUUAUAAUAUGUAAAUGAUCAGCAUGUGUCACCACUCAUCAACAAAUUUAUAGUGAAACUGUAGACAGUCGUCAUGUGAGGGACGUUGUUACUAUUACUUAAAAAUCAAUCAAAGUUGCUUGGUGUUUGUUUUGUGGACAAGUGUUAUUUAUUAUUGCCCUGGUGUAGGUGAUAAAUUCAGACUCAAAAUGGCGGACCUCGAGGCUGUGCUGGCAGAUGUCAGCUACUUGAUGGCUAUGGAAAAGUCGAAAUGUACACCAGCAGCGAGGGCUAGCAAAAAAAUAAUUUUGCCAGAUCCAAGUGUUCGGAGCGUAAUGCAUAAAUAUAUGGAGAAGAAGAAUGAAGUUAAUUUUGACAAAAUAUUCAAUCAAGUAUUAGGUUAUUUAUUAUUUAAGGAAUUUUGUGAACAAACGUCAGAAGAACCAGUGCCACAAUUAAAAUUUUAUGAAGAGAUAAAGUUAUACGAAAAACAAGAAUGCUUAGACGAGAGGCGGCGGAUCGCAAGAGACAUUUAUGACAAUUUUAUUAUGAAAGAACUGCUAGCACAUUCACAUGACUAUUCAAAGGAAUGUGUAGCACAUGUACAAAAAUAUUUAAUGAAGCAUGAGGUGCCACCAAACCUAUUUGAGCCAUACAUUGAAGAAAUAUUCCAACAUCUUCGAGGGGAACCAUUUAAAAAUUUCUUAGAAAGUGAUAAAUACACAAGAUUUUGCCAAUGGAAAAAUUUAGAAUUAAACAUACAACUAACUAUGAACGACUUCAGUGUUCACCGAAUUAUCGGGCGGGGUGGUUUUGGCGAGGUAUAUGGGUGUCGGAAGGCAGACACGGGCAAAAUGUACGCGAUGAAGUGUCUCGACAAGAAGCGUAUCAAGAUGAAGCAGGGCGAAACACUCGCUCUCAACGAGCGGAUUAUGCUCUCUCUAGUCAGUACCGGGGUGGAUUGCCCAUUUAUCGUUUGCAUGACAUACGCAUUCCACACACCCGACAAGCUUUGCUUCAUUUUGGAUUUGAUGAAUGGAGGUGAUCUUCACUAUCAUCUCUCUCAACAUGGUGUGUUCAACGAGGCAGAAAUGAAGUUCUAUGCCGCAGAAGUUAUACUAGGUUUGGAACACAUGCACAAACGUCAUAUAGUUUACAGAGAUCUAAAACCGGCGAAUAUUUUGCUUGAUGAACACGGUCACGUGCGAAUAUCGGAUCUAGGGCUCGCCUGUGACUUCUCAAAAAAGAAACCUCAUGCAAGCGUUGGCACACACGGUUACAUGGCGCCGGAGGUACUUUCCAAAGGUACCGGCUACGAUUCCUCCGCUGAUUGGUUCAGUUUCGGCUGUAUGCUAUACAAACUGUUGAAGGGUCACUCGCCAUUCCGUCAACACAAAACCAAGGAUAAACACGAAAUUGACCGGAUGACUUUGACUAUGAAUUACAAUGUGUACCAGAAUGUGGAACUGCCCGAAUCGUUCAGUCCCAGCCUGAAGAGUUUGCUGGAAGGUUUGCUUCAGAGAGAUAUCAACAAGCGAUUAGGAUGCAAGGGGCGGGGAGCUGACGAAGUGAAGGAGCACGUGUUCUUCGCCGGUAUCGACUGGCAACAAGUGUACCACCAGAAAUACACCCCGCCAUUGAUACCACCACGCGGGGAGGUUAACGCAGCCGAUGCUUUCGAUAUUGGCAGUUUUGAUGAGGAAGACACCAAGGGUAUCAAGUUAACUGAAUCAGAUCAGAUGCAGUACAAAGAUUUUCCAUUGGUAAUAUCGGAACGCUGGCAAGCCGAGGUAGCGGAGACUGUGUUCGACACCAUCAAUCAGGAAGCUGACAAAAUGGAACAAAAGAAAAAAGCCAAGCAAAAGCAGAAGUUCGAUGCUGAUGAAAAAGAAUCGGAUUGUAUUUUACAUGGCUAUAUAAAGAAGCUGGGAGGUCCAUUCGCAAGCGCGUGGCAAACACGUUAUGCAAAAUUGUACCCAAACCGGCUUGAGCUCCACCUCGAGAACAGCGCUAAACCCGAGAUGAUACUUUUGGAUACUGUCGAAGAAGUCUCUUCUGACUUCGUCUCCAUCAAAAGCGAGCAGUGCAUCGUUCUUAGGACGAGGAACGACACUAAAAUCGUGCUUACAAAUACGGACGAGAUUGGACUAAAGGAGUGGGCGAUAUCGCUGCGGUCGGCGCACAAGUGCUCCCAGGAACUACUCGCGUCCAUGGCGAAGAAAGCGGGCAAGAUUUACGGCACCGACGGCGCUAAGGAAUCGCUAGCGCUCGGGCGACCGCCGCCACCUGCUGCCUCGCCAGCGCUAGCACGUGCGCCGAAUGGGAACAACUAGCACGAGCUACCCGCGCCCAAUAAGGGCGCGAAGAUGUUCCGCCGCUCCAAGAGCGCCGCGCAACUCAUCAAGUGAGCUACUUAGCUGCCGUCUCCACAACCCGCCGCGGAUAUGGACUAGUUGCAACCGCGCACAUGCGUGUGCGUGUGCGUACGCGUAGGCGUGUUUGUUCAUGUAUGUGUACCUCUUGCGGUCUCCCGUAGUGCCGCUAAAGACUAUAGUGACUCUUAGGACUGCCAAUUAUUACUAAAUGAAUGCUGUUCGCAUUUUAUUGUUGUACGAAUUAAUGUGAUAGGACCGAUCAAAUUUAAUAAAAUAAAAUGUAUAAAUAUAUUUCGUUUACCUACAGUGAUUUCUCGAAUGUGGAUAAUAAAACUUUUGUAAUCAUUUGCACCGAUUGGAUUUUGUAAUUAUUAAUGUAACGUUCUAGAUGUUGUAUUUAACUUUGUAGUAGAUAUUGUAAAAAUUUAAAAACUUAAAUCGAGUAGAUAAGCAUAGCGUCUAUAUGUGUUUGUGCAAUAGAUCAAAAAUAUAAUAAAAUUCAAAAAAUGUUACUAUUGGUCGAAGCGGUUAAAAUAUUUAGAAAAUCUUGACGAUUUUAACAAAAAUUGAAUUGUUCGUUGUGCGUAUACUUAUAGAAGCUUCAACUUAAUCGAUUUAAAUCGUAAUUAGGAAUUCUAGCACUUUGGUUACACCUCCGACUAUUGCACGUAAUACUAUUAUUAUAUUAUCGACAUUGUUUUGUGUUGUCUCUGGUUGCUCCGUUGACAAUUGUAUUAAAAUGUAUAAUAAAAAAGUUCCUUCACAGAAUUUGUGGAACAAAUUACAUAACUCUAAUGAAAAGUACUUAAAUGUUAAGUUUCUUUACUUUCCGUUCCGAACUAGCUAUUUGCAAUAAUUCUCAACAUAAUUUUAUAUAAAAAAUAGAAACCAGUAUAAGUAGAUCUAAUAAAAAAAAUCUCUUUCGUAUUAUAAAUAUUUAGAGGCAAUACUUUUUUAACAACAUUUAGGUGUGGUGAUUAAUAUAACAAUAGUUGUAAAGGCAAUACAUAUUUAGAAAAUUUUAAAAGCAUGUUCAAUGUCAAUAUAUUUGUGGGGUUUUAUUUUAUAAAUAUAUAUAUUCCAUAGAUGGUUUAUCGUAUCAGGUAGCUGUCAUUUUACGUCACAAUUCUUUCAGUUGUAUCGUUGCGUCUCAAUUAUGCCUAAAUUUGUACAAAGUAUUGAUUCUUCCAAGUCUCAAUUCAGCGCAGUAUACUUAAGUAGAUGUGACAAUGAUUGUAUUUGACGUGCGUGGAAUUAAUAUUUAAGAAUGUAUGGAAUAAUUAAUAUUCAGAUAUACUUUGGAAAUAAUAGUUUAGUGUUAGAACGAUCUGAGUUUAGAUAUCAAGUGUGCUCUUUAUUGAGAUAUAACUUUAAACUUUUCUUUCUUAAACUUAAUUGUUAGGAAGAGGUCGAAAUAAAAAAAAAUGUUAAUAAUGUGUCGAUGGUAAGUGUACUAAUAUGCAGAAUUGAGAACUGGAAAUAUGAACAAAUAUGUGACAAGGUAAAAUUUUAAUUGUCCAGAAUUGUGAAUUGCAGGAAUGCAGAGCUACCCAUAGUGGCCUCGCCAGUAUGACAUUUUGUAUGUUGUGUAUGUUUUAUAUGUGAAACAAUGCAAUCUAGUUUGAUUGUAAUGGGUAUUUUUCAGAGUAACUACUAAUUAUUACUACUAGUAAUAGGAUCGGAAUGAAUCGAAAAGUAUAUUUUUCAAGUUUUAGUACCAGUAAGAAAGUGGAAACAUUUCGUUGCAUUACUAUUAGUGAGAAUAGUGGGAUUUUAUCUAGUUUAACUAUAGUACUUAACAUGUAUAGAUAGAGAAUAGCGUUUUUUUUUUAUAUAUUAUUUUAUUCCCGACUAAAAAUUAGAUAGUAAUUAUAUCAUAGAAAUAUUUCUAUGGCAUAUAUACGUACAUACGUGUUAUAUAAUAUAGAAAUCUCUCUGUUCUUGUGAAUAGUUAAAAAAAGUAUAAUAUCAGUUUUCUUACUGGUAACCAAUUUAGAAACACAAAUUUACAAAUUUUACUAAUAGUAAUAUUUACUAGUAAUUUUGGGGAAUGCUCGAUUGUAAUCAUUGAUUGUGUCUGAUGCAGAUUUAGUUUUUAUGUUUUUCUGUACAAAAUGUUCCAUAUGUUGCCAUAAUAUUAAUAUCCACCUUUGUUACAAAUUGUAUAAGAUUUUAUUUUGUUUACAUCGUGUGAAGUAGCGCGCGGCGCUACCGAACUUAAUGAUUACUAAGCAAUAAUGAAAACUCAUAAAAUAUGACAUGACAGGGUGAACUUGUAUCGCGGACAUGAACAUUAUAUAAUACUAUAGUUUCUGUAAUAUACUUUAAAUUAAUCUUUAGAUUACUUUAAAGAAUUUUAAAAUGUAGAAUAGUUCGCAAUAGAUAUUAGAAGUGUAUAUAUUGUAAUAAUGGAAUUGGAUAAUGUAAUAUCGCCAUUAGUAUGGAUGUGUAUUGUAUAGCUAAUGCCUAAACUUGUAAUCAAAUGGCGUUAUGUUGAACAGGUGAAUUACGAAUUUAAGUUAUAUUAAUUUGUUAUAUUAUAAUAAAUUCUAAUAUUUAUUAACAGAUGCCUAGGUAUUGGAGUAUAUGAAUAUCAAAAUGCCUGUUUAGUGUUGGUAUACUAUAUCAUAAUUCUAACUAGAUGCUAGUCAGUUAUUACACUGCGUUAAAGUCAUUGUUUUUAAUGAAAUUAUUAAAAAUGUAAUGUUGGAGCAGUAUUAUAGGUUAAUUGUUUGUUUCUCAGUGAAAUCAUUCUAUUAAAUGUGAUAUAUCUUGUAAAGAAUUUCGUAGUCGCACCCGAUACGAUAGUGUGUUUCUCUAUGAUGGUGAUAAACUUUGCUUGUGUACUUAGUAUUGAUUUGUCAUCGCAAAUCAUUAUUUAUUCUUGUAUUUGAAUAAUUAUAUUAAAAGGUGGACACAUAGGUAAUGUGGUAGCGAUGAUUUUUCCGGGUGUGGCCUAGGUAAAUAGUUUUUCCCUCUACAUACAGAACAAUUGCAAGCACAUCAUAGCUUUGCGAAAGAGUACACAAAUUUGAAGGCCAAAGCUGUAGAAAAUUUUCAACAUUCCGGUAUGCCAAAUUAGUUUACUAUAGUGAAUAAUUGUAACGCAUUUAAGAAGUUUUUUUUUUUUUAUUUAUUUACUUUAAUCAAUUUCCACAAAUACAUUUAGCACAGUUAAUGAGGUUUGUUCUAAGUUAAGACGGAUUUGUAAUAGGCUCUACUUGCACCUGACUAGAUCUGCAUCGGACAAUGUGUUACAUACCUCCGUUAGUGAAUAUUUUUAUUGUGAACCUACAGUACGUGUAGUAAAUUGUUUAUUUAAUCAA